Molecule: messenger RNA, 777 nt
Organism: Nymphaea colorata (pocket water lily)
Lineage: Eukaryota; Viridiplantae; Streptophyta; Magnoliopsida; Nymphaeales; Nymphaeaceae
Product: probable ubiquitin-conjugating enzyme E2 16
Exons: 6
Coding region: 80-559 (159 amino acids)
Source: RefSeq, a predicted model, not a curated record
ACAUCGUUGUCUCCCGCCCUCCUUCUCUGUCUCUCUCUCUCUCGCUUUUUCUCUCUCUCUCUUUCUCUGAGCAGAGGCCAUGAGUUGCUCUACCUCUCGCAAGAGUCUCAGUAAGGCAGCAUGCCUCCGCAUCCAGAAGGAGCUAAUGGAAUGGGAGGCUAGUCCUCCUCCCGGCUUUAAGCAUAAGGUCUCCGACGAUCUUCAGAGCUGGGUCGUUGAGGUGGUCGGGGCUCCCGGAACGCUGUACGCAAGCGAAACAUACCAGCUUCAGCUUGAUUUUCCCGAGAAUUAUCCGAUGGAGGCGCCGCAGGUGAUUUUUCUCCAUCCGGCGCCUAUGCAUCCGCACAUUUACAGUAAUGGUCAUAUUUGCUUAGAUAUCCUGUAUGAUUCCUGGACCGCAGCCAUGACUGUGAGUUCUAUCUGUGUCAGCAUUCUUUCUAUGCUCUCAAGUUCCCCUGCAAAGCAACGCCCUGCGAAUGACAAACGCUACGUGAGGAACUGCCGCUUUGGUAGAUCUCCAAAGGAGACGAGAUGGCUGUUCCAUGAUGAAAAAGUGUAGAUGAUGCUGAAGCAAAUCCUGGGUAGACCAUGGUCUCCCUAAAUUUCAUUUCAAAUUGCAUACUACUAGUUAUUUCAACACUGCCAAUCUCAAGUAUGUCUAGGAAUAUACAAAUCUCCUAGUAUAUUGUCGGAGAACGAUGUACUUAACAACCAAUGUACUCAAUUGAAAAGAUAAGAUAAUAUUUCUCAAAUAAGUCUUGUGAUCUCUGUAAUCUC